AACUAGUGGUGUGAGAUUUGUUGUGUAGACUUGCCCAGAGGAAUUGGGUGUGCGACAUGUUGCUCUCACUACGGUUAAUGUUUGAUCGAUAUCGUAGUUUGGGAUUAUCCUUUCUGUCCGCGAGCAGCAGUGAAUUAAUGUGUGCAUGCACCACUAACUAUGCCUACAGCUUUUACUGAAGCUGGGAGCUAACUAUCUAAACAGAAAUCAACGUUUUUAAGCUGUCAGCCCUGGUGAAGGAAAUCAGCCCUGAUAACUAUCCCACAUCGACACUUGACAGUAGACUUCUGAUCCAAUGACCCCAAGGGAAAGGCUACACUAAUUCAUGCAACAAUGAAAGGUGGAUCUCGAAGAACAAGGAAAGGGGAACCUAAAAAGACACUAACAAAGAAAACAACAACACAGGCAGACGCCAUCUCAUUUCAAGGCACAGAGGAAUCAAAUGCUGUGCCAGGCAAUCAUGUUGCCAUUGUCAGCCAGUCCACUGCGAGUUCCUUACCAAGCACUCCAAAAAGGGGCAGGGGACGAAAGAGACGGACACAAGAAGCCCUCCUGACCUCCACACCAGUGCACAGCUCCUCCACUGACAUCCUGUCCAACAUCUCUGAGUCUCCUCAUGGAGCAAAUCAAGCGGAGCUAGAGUACACCGAAGUCAUCACGCAGUUAAAGACUUCAGAGGUAGACUCGCCACGCUGCAAAUCAAAAUCACAAAGCAGAAGUAGGAGUACACACGCCUCCCAGCCAAGACAGGUUAGAAAAGGGGUGACAAAGGAGCAAACACAGACCUGCAGUAAAACCAAUGGUCCUCCAGCCAAGCGAUGGAGAGGCAGGACGCGGAAAGUGGAGAAGGGCACAGAGGAAUCAAAUGCUGUGCCAGGCAAUCAUGCUGCCAUCGUCAGCCAGUCCACUGUCAGUUCCUCAUCAAGCACUCCAAAAAGGGGCAGGGGACGAAAGAGACGGACACAAGAAGCCCUCCUGACCUCCACACCAGUGCACAGCUCCUCCACUGACAUCCUGUCCAACAUCUCAGAGUCUCUGCAUGGAGCAAAUCAAGCAGAGCUAGAGUACACCGAAGUCAUCACACAGUUAAAGACAUCAGAGGUAGACUCACCACACUGCAAAUCAAAAUCACAAAGCAGAAGUAGGAGUACACACGCCUCCCAGCCAAGACAGGUUAGAAAAAGGGUGACAAAGGAGCAAACACAGACCUGCAGUAAAACCAACGGUCCUCUAGCCAAGCCCCGGAGAGGCAGGACGCGGAAAGUGGAGAAGGGGAAUUUACAGAAGGAUAGCACUACUCAGUCAUCUGAACGCUCUCGACCAAGAUUUGAACUGAAGACAGCUGACACAGCAGAGCAAGACGAGUCUUUGCUGUCUUCAGAUCUAUCGAUUGAGCUGAGCUGCCCUGAGGAACAGCUGCCAUCUUUGGACUUCCCAGAAGAUGAGGGAAGUGAUGAGGAGGAGGACGAGGACGAGGAGCUACCAAGUUUCUUGAUGCAGUCAGACAAAAAGCCCCCGUCCAUCACAGAGGGAGUGUUUGUCUGGCACAAAUUUAGACAUUAUCCAUUCUGGCCUGCAUUGGUAAAAAGUGUGCAUCGUAAACAGAAAAAAGCCAGCAUCAUGCUCAUUGAUGACCCAAUGAUUCACAAAAAGAAAGGGUUCACUGUGCCUCUGAAAACCCUGAAGCCAUUUGACUGUGAAGAAGCUGAUCAGCUGGUGUUAAAAGCCAAAGAAGAGUACGAUAGUGCCGUUGUGUGGUCGUUGGAGCUCAUAUCAGACUACAGAAUACGGAUCGCAUGUGGCUCAUUUUCUGGCUCCUUCCUCGAGUACUUUGCUCAUGACAUGAGCUAUCCAGUAAGGAGGACGUACCCGCAGGCAGCCUCAGAGAGACUCACCAUCACCACUGAUUUGAUGAUGGAGGCGCCGUGUGAUGAUCAUAAGGAGGACAGCUUUAGUGAACAGCAUGAGGAGGUCAGCAGAAGUUCGAAGAGGCUGCUGCCAGACCGGAGUCAUGCCGCCCACAACCGUGCCAAUGAGAAGCUUGUACAUUUCAUAGUAAAGCAGCGCAUGGUGGAAGGACGCCUUCUGGCUGUGAUCCGUGGGCAGCAGCAGUCCAGAUGGCUUUGCUCCUUCCUGAGUUCCCGACGGAGGCGGGUGGUGAACAUAUACCUGGAAGAUGACCAGCAGUUGGACCAGGUCUACUGGUACCUGAGUGAGCUCUACGCAACGGCUGUGGCCACUGCCCCCUGCCUGGCUGAGAUGAAAUCUAUAGAGCGUGUCCCCUUUGUCCUGGAUGUGCUUCUCCCUGAGGCCAUCAUCUACGCCAUAGCUGGGGUGGACAACGUCUCGGUAAAAAAGGCAGAGGAAAAGUACCUUAAAGGUCGAUGUAUAAGUCACAGGGAAAGACAGGAGUUUGACUUGAUGAUUGAGCAGCAGAUAAGGAAAAAGUCACAGCAUCAAAACACUUCACUUGUGAUCGUCUCUGACCCCAUCAGUUAGAAGACAGAGUAUUGUAAAACAGUAAAGUAUUUUUGUAUAUUUUUUUAUCUUUUUUUUUCUACAAAUGUAGCAGUAUUUGCUUGCCUUACAAUCACUGAUAAAUGGUCUUAAAAUAA
Messenger RNA from Epinephelus moara (kelp grouper), 2615 nucleotides. Its product is annotated as PWWP domain-containing DNA repair factor 3A. Bases 334 to 2499 code for a protein of 721 amino acids. NCBI's taxonomy places the organism in Eukaryota, Metazoa, Chordata, Actinopteri, Perciformes, Serranidae. The record is from RefSeq and is a predicted model, not a curated record. The transcript has 16 exons.